ACCAGAACUCAGCAGCUUCUUUCCACCUCCCUGUGACUAUGGAGACUCUAGAAGGGGCUGAACGCUGCUUUCCACAGCUCCUCAACAACUCCUGCAUGAAACCCAUGCCACCUCAGUCGGAUGCCUUGUUUAUAUACAUUCUGCUGUCCUUCAUCUCUCUGCUCACUACAACUCUCAACCUGCUGGUCAUCAUCUCUAUCUCCCACUUCAGGCAGCUCCAUAGCCCUACCAACCUCCUCAUCCUCUCCUUGGCUGUCUCAGACCUCCUUGUGGGUCUCCUGCUUAUGCCAGUUGAAAUCCUUUUCACAGAGGCCUGCUGGCUCCUGGGUGACCUUAUGUGUGCUGUGUAUUAUGUUGUAGUUUUUAUCAUUACCUCCUCUUCAGUUGGAAAUAUGGUGCUCAUAUCGAUUGAUCGUUAUUUGGCUAUUUGUGAUCCUCUACGUUACACCACCAGAGUUACUCUUGACAGAACCAAAAUCUGUGUUUGUCUGUGUUGGAUCUGCUCUGGUCUUUAUAACAGUCUGAUUUUAAAAGACUUCCUGAGACAUCCUGAUUCACAGAAUUCCUGCUAUGGAGAAUGUGUAGUUGUUCUUAACUAUAUCACAGGAGCCAUUGACUGUGUUUUUACCUUUUUUGGACCCAUUACUGUCAUAAUAACUCUAUAUUUGAGAGUAUUUGUUGUAGCUGUGUCUCAGGCUCAAGCUGUACGGCCUCAUAUUGCAGCUGUCACACUCCAGCGUUCAGUGACUGUAACUGCCAAGAAAUCUGAGCUGAAAGCAGCCAGGACUCUUGGUGUUGUUAUAGUUGUGUUUCUAAUAUGUUUCUGUCCAUAUUACUCACCAUCCCUGAUGGGUGAGGAUAUUGAAGACAGUAGUUCAUCCUCACCCUUUGUGGUCUGGCUGCUGAAUUUCAACUCCUGUCUAAACCCCAUGAUUUAUGCCUUUUUUUAUCCCUGGUUUAGAAAAUCCAUUAAACUCAUUGUUACACUUCAGAUACUGCAGCCUGGCUCCUGUGACGCUAAAAUACUGUAG
Molecule: messenger RNA, 1031 nt
Organism: Lates calcarifer (barramundi perch)
Lineage: Eukaryota; Metazoa; Chordata; Actinopteri; Centropomidae
Product: trace amine-associated receptor 13c-like
Exons: 2
Coding region: 39-1031 (330 amino acids)
Biological process (GO): G protein-coupled receptor signaling pathway
Cellular component (GO): membrane
Molecular function (GO): trace-amine receptor activity
Source: RefSeq, a predicted model, not a curated record